This is a messenger RNA of Mollisia scopiformis, 5775 nucleotides long. Its product is annotated as nucleoporin-like protein. Lineage: Eukaryota; Fungi; Ascomycota; Leotiomycetes; Helotiales; Mollisiaceae. Gene Ontology annotation, molecular function: structural constituent of nuclear pore. Bases 48 to 5618 code for a protein of 1856 amino acids. The transcript has 4 exons. Gene Ontology annotation, cellular component: nuclear pore inner ring. The record is from RefSeq and is a predicted model, not a curated record. Gene Ontology annotation, biological process: RNA export from nucleus; protein import into nucleus.
CCGUGAGAAGCACUUGACCAACAUCUGGCUUGCUACGCUGGGCAGCAAUGGCUCCCUUACGCGAUGCCAGUUAUUUCCCCUCCCUGGACAAAUGUUUGACAGGCGAGGAAUUAUUGAUCUCAUGGAAAUCGGCCUUUGCUGCAAUCACAAGUGAAUUUGAGCUGGACGACGAACACCAAGAUGCGAUCCAAGAGUUCCUACAAGAUUCCGAAGUCCUACAUCUGCUCGCAAACCCUUUUGAAGCCUUUUUGGAGCCAUCACCGCAAACAAAGAGCACAUUCGAGACGAAAACUUCUGCCAUCAAUGUCACUCCCUCUUCCAACGCGAAAUACGACAUCAAGCAGAUCAAGGAGGAUACACUGUGGCUGAGCAGAGUUGCUAGACUGGACGAAGUGUCGGCGCUUAGGGUUGUAGUGGGGGAGUGCCAGUCUCGCGCAGCCGCUCAACUAUUGGGUCCUUUUUCUGAGGAGGAGCUUGUCGGCAUUCGAGAAGCAGCUGGCAAUAGCAGAUAUUCUAGCCCGAUUCCACUUUCACUCCUCUCUGGAGCCGUUGAGCCGACCACGAUUCAGAAGAACUUCGACAAGGAAGGCAGUCGACGAUCACGUAUACUUCGAACGUACCUCUCAGAAAGAAGACACUUCUUCAAGUGCACCGAACGACUCCUUCACGCUGCUUACCGCAGAGUGGAUGCUGGUAGACAAGAAAAUAAGGGCAAACAACCAGAAAAAGGAGCGCCUUGGUUGGCAAAGGCUGGGGAUACUCUUUACAGCAAAAUCGCAAAAGGCAGUGAGCCCAAACUCAUUAUAAAGGCCAUCGCGACCAUCGAAAGCAAUGUCAAAAGCAUCGAAAAUGGCAGCGGCUGGUCUGAUGAAUGUGAAGGCGGAGAUGAACUUGAGAUGGACUGGUUACAGACCAAGAUCAUCGAGACAAUUCACAUAAUGGAACUCAUCUGGACCCUUAUGAUAUACGUCGUGGAUUGUCCUUCGUCCGAUAUAAUUCUGGCUUGGUUCCACCUUCAGCAGGCUUGCAAAUUCUUCAGCACUUUCGAAAUGGAACACCCGAAUAUUCAGGGAAUCUUGUUCGCAUUCCAAUCUACAUCAAUGCUUGUAUCAUUGAUUAUGAUCAGUUUAACUCCCUGCAUUGAGUUCUUACAAGAUUCGCAUAAUCAUGAAGGAGUUUCACCUGAUGCUCCGACCGAUGAGAUGUACAUCUUCAAUACUACAACUAUCAUGGAGAUUCACAGCAUCGUGCUUGAAGCUGCAGAUAAUGGCUUCCCAACUGCAGGUCCUGCUACACUUGCUUGGGCUUAUGUAGUGAGUGCUAUGCAAGAACGUGUACAGGCUGACAACACACCGGAGCCCUCUCGUUUUGAUCGCGCGACCUCGGUCGAUACAGAGCUUACCAUGGCCCCUGAUUGCUACAGAGACACCCUUGACCAGAUUGUUGCCACUGUCGACAGUGACAUUGUCGAAUUCCUUGGCAUUCGAGCUGUCAAUACCUGUCGCGUCUUCGAGACACUCACCAGUUUAUCCCUCCAACUGGGAACCACAACGGCUGCGCUGUUCCCAUAUACGACGGGGUCUCAAAUGCGUACGCUUAUUUUGGAUCUUCUCAAGUAUGCUCUGGGGCUUGGAUACCUUCCUGAACUUAUGCAAGCUGUCAUUUCAACGCUUACAGGCGGCCGAGACUACUGGACGAUUUCAUCCUCAAAGCCCCUCCUUCAAGUCGACGACCCCAUGGUGCACUUUUUAAGUGAUACAGAUCUUGUUAACGCAACUGUUAUGAAUGCUCAACAACGGUACCCAUAUGAAUCACUGCCAUUCCUGCAAAUGGUUCGAGCGCUGGCUGCAUCGCCUGCUACAUUUGGAACCGAGCCUUCACAAUCUGUUCUCGCACUUCUCGAGGCUAUGCCAGUCUUUACUUACACGCUACCACCCCAUUUCGCAGAUUAUGAGACCGCGCAAGAAGAGGAUAACAACAACACCAUCAGAUUGACUCAGCCUGUCCAACUCUUUGAGCCUCGGUCCAAAUCUUCUCGCCUUCAGAGUAUGCAGAUUAAAUCGUGGGCUGUCACCAGACUUGACCAAGAUUUCUGCAUUCCAGCUGGUGCUUAUGGUCGUAUCAUAUCUGAAGCCGGCCCGAGGGUCGCUUUCUGGUUUCACGAAUACCCAGCCUUGAAGUACUUUGGCAAGCUUCUCGAGACAUUCUUGGCAGCAGGCGAUGUGAUUGAUGCAACUGCGGGUGGGCCUGCAGACCGCGAUUCUGUCUGCGAGAUUAUCAACAUCAUUGCAACUCUCCUUCUUAGCACGUUCCAAUCCGCUGAGGCCAAUAACAACUGGAAAGAAGAUGCACGACGCGUCUUGGAGCAGUCCAGUGCCGGUCUCAGCCGCAACCGGGACAUCACAUCUGUGAUAUUCGAUAUAUUUGAGCAAGAACUUCAGAAUAUAUCAUCCUCAUCCGGGUCUGAGACAUCUCUGGAGAUACUUGUCAAUUGCAUCUCCUUCAUCCAUGCCAUGUUACCCGUGUUCCCUGGACGAGUCUGGCCUCUCCUCGCACGAAGUGGUCUUUUAGGUGUUACUAGAGGAAGUGGACAGCUAUCUGUAAUCGUGGAAGGUGUGGAACUUGUAUCAGGCCGGUAUGGAUUUCUGACUUCAUGCUGUCGACUGUACGAGGCACUUGUCGACGAUUUCGCAACCAAUGCAAUUCUCAGACGGGGUGGCGGUCGAUCAUCUGCAAGAUUUCAAGAAGGGGAUGAUGUAGGCACUGGCAUCCCUGACCACACCCUCUCGAAAGUGCUUUUCGUAUUCACAAGAUAUCUCGUGGACGUUUUCGAGAGCUCUUGUACCUGGAGAUACCAAGACCAGGAUGAUCGUCAAAGAGUCAGCCUUGUCAUUGGUGCUGCGCUGAAUCAAGUUCUGCAAUAUGCAUACGGCAUCGAAUCCUGGGCAGACGACGACAAAUCUGACCAGAAGACUUUCAAGCCUAAAAGUGUUCUUACGGCGGGUGCUGUCAAAAAGCAGAAAGUUACGCGAAUUAUGGACCCACUCCUACCAUCAGCAUCACAUAUUGUGGAGACCUUUUUAUCAAGCUCUUCCGGUGCACUGAGAUUUCAGCCUCUUUUGCGAUCUUACUUUGAUGGUCUAGCAACCCCUGACUCGACUGUCUUCGUCCAUUCCACGAACUUGCGCAUAUCACAUAUUACAACACUUCUCUCAUUCUCAACUACACUACUUCGAGUGAGCAAGUUACUGAACCGGCCAUCUUCUCAGCUCGAAAAGCAUCUUUUCAAAGCCUCGCCGUUAAUAGCUCGUCUUUAUGCCGCAAACGACUUUUAUCGAAAUCCCGUGGUGGCUCUUUUCGAGGCUCUCAUUGUCACAGCUGCCUCUGGCAAUUCAGAACCUCCUUCUAUAUUAGGCCAUCUAGGAGGUUUGACGGCUAGAAAUUUCCUUCACAUGCUAACAGAUCUCGAUCAACCACUAUCCAGAGGACAUAACAUUAUCACUAUAUGGCAUUUCUUGUCUAUGGUAGUGAGUAGUCGUCAACAGUGGUUUGCAAAUUAUCUCCUUACUGGCAAAACACCAAGAGAUGCAAUGAAGAGUGGGACCACUGGCAAGGAGGUGGCAUCGUUGGAGAAACCUCUGUUGACCACGGCACUUGAGAAGCUAUCGAAGAUCGACGAGAUUCCACAAGCGCAAUCUUUGGUGAUGCUGGAAUUCGUUUCGCGUGCCCAAAGCUUUUGGCCUUGGACAGUCUGCAAUACCCCUAUGUACGCUGCAUUCAUCAAGAACAUAUCGGAAUUCGCAGGCAGGCUCAGGCCCAUACAAUCUUCGUCAAAGACAGAGGAAUAUUAUGAACCUUGCUACCAAACUCGCAUUGCAAGCCACAUAGCAGAGAUUUUGGCCAUGCACCUGUUCCAUUCGAGACAAAUCGGAGCUGCAUCACCACUGAAGGACCUGAAAGAGAACUUAUCCUUCUUCUCAAGAUUCGCCGUUGGUGUCCCUAAUUUCAAUGCGUCACUUCAUGCUUCAUUGAAAAAAAAUCUGGAAGCUCGAUUCCCAGGUUGCACACUCCAAGACCUGAAGCGUACGACCCUGGAGCCUCCUCAAAUUGGGAAAAAUUUCUUUUACGAUCUAACACUUGCUAAUAAAUUACUCCAACACGACUCCGCUUGGACUGGACGACAAGAUGGGGGUCUUCAAAUGGAAGUUGAACGUGCGAACCUCAACUUGUCACUUGUUGACGCACAAAUAGCUUUGUUUCACAGCUGGAAAUUUCUCGCUAUAGAGCUAAGUGUCAAUAUGAAAGGCGAUGCCGAUCUUGAAAGAAUGUGUGCCGAGGUGGUUAAUAGUUGCCUCCUAGCCAAUUGUGCAUAUGAACACCCUGAAGAGGUUUUCGCUCGUCUGUCUCUGAUACGUACGGAUUUUGCUCUUGUGCUUGCUCAACGCUUGAUUCAAGCCGAAACGUCGAUUGAAGAGGUGAAAAAUUUACUGUCUGUUGUCUGGAAGACUAUCACCAAACUCCGCGGUUCUUUCGAGCGAGCUGUCCCCGACGGCGACAUACUCUACUACAGAUCUUUACUGAAGGUCUUAUUUCUUGCAGUUCGGGUGCAUGCCGAAGCCAAAUCAGAAGUAAAGGAGAAUGAUCUGCGAGCAUCUUUGCGUAUCAACCAAUCCGCUCCCAUCAUUCCAAUUAUCCUCGAUAUCAUCAAACAUGUCGUAUCGAUGGGUCUCCGUGAAUUGGCUUCAGCUGUUCAUGACUCUCCAGCGGAUUCAUCACCAGAAGAUCUAUCUCUGUUGACUGGCAUCUUGCAAUCAUGUCUCCGCAUCCCAGGUAUUGAGCUGUACCACACACAAAUCGUCAACAUCGUGUCGAGCAAUUCCACUCCCCGUGUUGCUCUGACGCUCUUUUCGUGGUCAGAUAAAAUUGCAAUCGAUGGUGACCCCAUUUACGGCGAGCUGAGCAUGCUCUUCCUGGUCGAGUUGUCCAGCAUCCCUCUCAUGGCCGAACAACUUGCAAUCGAUGGUAUCCUCGGUCACAUUGCGUCUGCAAGUAUUACGUCCUAUCUCCGUCGAGGCGGUGUGGGCCCCUUUGCAGACAGUGCUGGACUUCAGCGCUGCUAUAGCAUCUGGGUACGCGGCAUCCUACCUCUCUUACUCAAUAUUAUCGAUGCGGUGCAAGCUUCUGUGACUACAGAAGUAGCGUUAUUCCUGGAACAGUUCCCAACCUUACUAGCUCAAUCUGAGCAAGCUUUGGACGCGCCAGAAACGAGUCGCAUCGUGCCCAAAGGACAGACGAAAUACAUCACACUUACCAUCUGCUCAGAACUACACUCGAUGGCGCUGUUGACAUUCGUCCUGAAUGGUUUCAGGGAAGUUCUGAAAGGUACAACGGAAGUCCCGGACGUCAAGUGGGAUGCAGCAGGUGUACUAGAGAAUGCUGAAUUUUGGUUAACUUCACGGGCAUUACUCCGAGAGCGAAUAUUACCAAUGGGCGAAAGAGAGGUGGCCAUGGUCAAAAAGAAGAAUGCGGAAGGCCGAGCAGUGAGCGCAUUGGAGAAUAAGGUUGUAAUUGAGUUGAUGGGCAUCAGGGAUGUGCUGAGCAGCGGGAACGAUUCGUGAUUCACGAAGAUUGCAUUGUCGGCGUUCAAGGAAGGAUAUUUGACAGAAGGAAUUGUUGCAUCUCAGAUCAUAGUCUGGUAGAGACUAGAUAGAAGGAAAAUGGUGGAUAGUCAUGCAAUAGAUACCAAUGGCGAGAGGGGCUUCCUCGAACCACAAC